UCACAGGUGUUCGUAAGCAUUACGGCGGUGUGUUGCAGUGAGUUAGUCGGUCUAUACUCUCACCCACUCUCUCGCUCUCUGUAGCAGCUUGAUGGGCGCUCUUUUCAAAUUGGGUGCAGCAGAAGGUUUUUAGGCUCGUUGCCCCCAACGGUGCCACUCUCGGUUUAGUCUUGAGAAGUUGAUCGUACCAAACACACCUGUAGACAAACGUAACGGUCGAAACGUAGUGAGCAACCAUACGGACGGUUUGGGUUUUGCUCUGUUUUUAUUGUUGUUUUGGUUUUUCGUUUGUGUGCUACGCUCGUUUUUCCAAUCGUGUUUGGCUGUUUGUGCAUUGUCUCCACAACACCGACAAAUACAACGCGUUCACCAAUACAUGAAAGUGUCGUGUACAACAACUACAACUAAUAUACUGUGUAUGUGUAAGAAAUGAAUAAAUAAUAAAGGAGUAUAUACCAUACAUAAGCAAUAAGCAAAAGAAGAUUAAAGUGCGCAGUAGCAGUGGCGACGAGCAUUCGUUUCGUCGGUAGCGGUCUAGUGGUGAGAAAAGGCAGCAAACCCUGGACAAGGUUGCCUAAGCAGGCGGGCGGGCAGUCGUACUAACUUGGCCAUGCCAAUGACGCGACGGUGAGCGCCACAAGGUUACCAACACGCGUCAACGUCAAGUGCUAACUGAAAAAUGCCUACCGAAACUACAAUGCUAGAGGACCGUCCUGGCGGCGGUGCCAUGACUAUGACGCGUCCGAGCCGCCUGGAACAAUUCUUGCAAGCGCCUGGCGCUGGCGGCGUGUCGGAACAACGUAGCGCGUCUAGCGGACGUGUGCCGGGCGGCGCUGCUGCCGCCGCGGCCGCUGCAGCUGCUUAUGAGACACAACUCGCUUACCAACAUCAUUUGGUGGCGGCUGGUUUAAUGGGCGCUGGCGGUGGCGCGGCGAAUGCGCAAGCGGCUCACUCUGCCUUCGUGCCGGUGCUGCCAUCACGUAACGCUAUGCGCGCGCCAGGCGCCGCCGCCAUUUAUGGUGGCAUGCUGGACGCGGAGGUGGCCAAGGAGGCGAGCAAACGUCACGGUAGUAAUACAAAUUUCGAGAUCAUCUCCAUGAUGGCGGAUAAGCGCAAGGAGUUGGCGUUGCGCGAGGCUGCCGCGGCGGCAAUGUUGAUGCAACGACCACCUGGACAGGGUCCACCACCGGGUGUGCCUACUGCUGUUAUGUAUCCACCACCACCGUAUUUGGGCGGACCGGGGCCAUCACCAACUGGCGCCGGCACAUUCGCCUUUCCUUCGGCAGCCGCAACGGCAGCGUUGUUUCCCGCUGGGCUGCCACCAACCAUGCACGCCGGUUUGGAUCGCCGUUUGUUGCGCGCGCCGGGACGCGCAUCACGUCCGAAGAAGCAGUUUAUUUGCAAGUUCUGUAAUCGUCAGUUCACCAAGUCCUACAAUCUGCUGAUACACGAGCGCACGCAUACCGACGAGCGACCGUAUUCGUGUGACAUAUGUGGCAAGGCGUUUCGCCGGCAGGAUCAUUUGCGCGAUCACAGGUACAUACACUCCAAGGAGAAGCCAUUCAAAUGUACCGAAUGUGGCAAGGGUUUCUGCCAGUCGCGCACACUCGCCGUCCACAAGAUCCUACACAUGGAAGAGUCGCCGCACAAGUGCCCCGUCUGCAGUCGCAGCUUCAAUCAGCGCUCCAAUUUGAAAACGCACCUGCUCACGCACACCGAUCACAAGCCGUACGAGUGUUCUUCCUGUGGCAAAGUGUUCCGACGCAAUUGCGAUCUGCGACGUCAUGCGCUCACACAUGCGGUCGGUGAUGGGCCGUCCGAGUACGUGGAUGUGGGCGAAGAAGAUGAAGGCCGACAUUUGAGUGGUGAUGAAGAGGACACACUACUGGAAGUAGAUUCACCGCGACAAUCGCCGAUACACCGCUUACACAGCGGCUCGCCAACACAAGAGCUCGGCGGUGCUGCUGGGCAUGCAGAGAAGUCUAGCGGAGAGGCACGCGCAGCAGCGCGCAUGCGUCUCAAGCGUAAGGCAUGCUAUGAUGCAGCCGAAAUUUCAGAUGAAUCAGAAGAGGAGUUAGACGAGGAUGAUGAGUUGGAUGAGGCCGAGCUGGAGGAUGAGGCGGAGUUGGGCGAAGAUGAGGACGAGGAAGAAACAGCGCAAAAUAUGCCAAAAGUUGGUUUACUAGAACCGCGUCCAACCGGGCAGGGUGUAACACAUUGCCAUCACGAAGGCGGUGAAAUGUACACUAUGCGUCCGACGCAUGAAACGCGCGACUUACAUGAUUCAAUGCAUGCUAGCGAUUCGCCGCACACUUUUAACGCACCGCCAACCGGUUCUGCUUUCAUGCCGUCCUCGCCGAGCGCACGUUACAAUCCGAUGCGCGCGCUACCCGGCUCUGGUGAAUCCAUACAUUCGCCCUCCACAUCUAAUGGGCCCGAACCGUACAUACCCAUGUUACAUGUGCGUAGAGAUCUCCAUCCAAAAGCGUUACUAUUAAGCGCCGCCGAAAUGAAAGGUGCAAAUAUAAUGCCACCAGGAGUAUUGGUUGGCGCAUCACCGCUGCCCACACCAACACAACAACCACCACCGACAGCGUCAACAAUUUCAUUGCCACCAGUGUUAACGCAGGCGCAACAAGCAAGCGGUAUAGCGCCGGCAGCGCCACCACCACCCUUACCGCCGCUCUUAGAUACAGGCAAGAAUUUACAACAGCCGCUGCACUCACCGCUCGAAUCGAUGCCCAGUUUUCUUGGUUCCAUACCGAUACGUAAGCGCAUUGUGGGACUCGAACAAAUGGCCGAGGCGCAACGCGCCUACAACGCGCACACGCAAAGCGCCGGUCUCAUGGCGCUCAAUAUGACGCGCACGCAUGCCGCGCUGAAAGCAGCGCCACCGCCGCCACACACUCUGCUCCCGGGGAAACCAUAUAUGUCAAGCGUAAAUCAAGCGCCGCUCUUAUGUGAGUCUAAAUCGCUGUUGGCUGCCGGUGGUGGUAUUGCUGUUGGUAGCGCGCAUGCUGACACGUCAGCGCUGCUGAGCCAGGAAGCGGCAGUGGGUAUAGCGCCAUUAACGAGCAGCAGCAGUGAGCGUCACUACCUGUUGCCACCUAAUAAUGCAGUUAAUUUGAAUACUCAGGAGCCGUUGAGUGGCGUUGGCGCAACGCGCCCAUCACUAUCACCAGCAUCUACGGCGUUGACUAUGCAACCACAUCAGCAGCAGCAGCAAGCAGCGCCACCACCUACGCGUCGCACCGGCUUUAGCAUAGAGGAUAUAAUGCGCCGCUGAGGUCGUGUUUGCUGCCACGACAUUCCUAUAUUUUACUUUUUACCAUACCGCAAGGGUUUCUUUAAGAUUUUUGAUAUACUAUUUGCUAUAAAUUUAUGUUUAAAUAGUUUAUAGAAUACAUUUACAAUCCUCAAGUGCCUUCUCAUAUGCUAUGUACGUAUAUUCUAGUGCUUCAAAGCCAUGCUAUGUAUACUUAAGUUAUCCACACACAUAAUUUAAUUAGUAUUUUCGCUUAGCUUAAGUUGCUUAUAGCUGUACUUUUAUGCAAAUCAGUGAGCUUUUUAUUUGUAAAAUUUCAAUUAUUUUUCCCACAUAUUAUUUUAUAUAUUACAGUAUGCAUGUACACACACACAUAUUUAUAAAAAAAUAUAUGUAAAAUUAGUUUUAAACAUCAUAAGUUACUAGUUUAAUAGCUCCGUUAUUUAGGUAUGUAUGUAUGUUUUCUACUUGCCGGGCACUUAGUGCUCUUAAAUGAGUUACGUAUGUAUGUUUACGUAAAAUAUUACAAUAAUGAAUACGUUUACUUAAUAAAGCAACAAAAGUAAUAAAAAUGUAUAACGAGUUGAGCAACGCAUUCUUUUAAGUAAUUUUAAAAGUAAUAUUGUAAGUGGAUCUUAUGUAACCGAUUGAGUUGGAAGAAAUUUGAAUAAAAUUGUAUUACAAGCAAGAAACUGUAAAUUUUUCAAACGAGGAUUAAACAAACUCAUCUAUACUGU
Molecule: messenger RNA, 4002 nt
Organism: Bactrocera tryoni
Lineage: Eukaryota; Metazoa; Arthropoda; Insecta; Diptera; Tephritidae
Gene: bowl
Product: protein bowel
Exons: 3
Coding region: 680-3286 (868 amino acids)
Biological process (GO): regulation of transcription by RNA polymerase II; embryo development; embryonic hindgut morphogenesis
Cellular component (GO): nucleus
Molecular function (GO): DNA-binding transcription factor activity, RNA polymerase II-specific; RNA polymerase II transcription regulatory region sequence-specific DNA binding
Source: RefSeq, a predicted model, not a curated record